This is a messenger RNA of Coregonus clupeaformis (lake whitefish), 5145 nucleotides long. Its product is annotated as ataxin-1-like. The record is from RefSeq and is a predicted model, not a curated record. Bases 544 to 3048 code for a protein of 834 amino acids. NCBI's taxonomy places the organism in Eukaryota, Metazoa, Chordata, Actinopteri, Salmoniformes, Salmonidae. Gene Ontology annotation, biological process: nervous system development; negative regulation of transcription by RNA polymerase II. Gene Ontology annotation, molecular function: RNA binding; protein binding. The transcript has 3 exons. Gene Ontology annotation, cellular component: nucleus.
UGGGCCGGGUCACGGAGCACACCCCGCUUCACCAGGAGUCUGUUUGGGAUUUGCGCUCCGGGUGAAGGAAGGAGAGAGUGUGUGUGUAUGAGAGAGAGAGAGAGAGAGAGAGAGAGAGAGAGAGAGAGAGAGAGAGAGAGACUCUGCUUGCCUCUGGGGCGUUUUGUAAGAGAGAGGGAGUGUGUGAGAUAGAGAGAGUGAAAGGAGAGUAAGAGAUCAGCAGAGAGAGAGAGAGAGUCCCGAGAGGCAGGCUGGUAGCAUGCAGCAGGAGAGGGCUUCUCCAGACACACUGGAUCCUGCUGCCGUCCAGAAGGCUAGCUCUCAAAGGGAAAUGAUUCCGCAUGAAGCUGACGGACGGCUCUCCUCCUCUCUCCACGACAACGCCAGGUGUGACUCGUGCUGCUCCCACGGCAACGGCAGGUGUGCCUCUCUCUGCUCCCUGCUGAGCCAGAGCCAGGCAUUCGACAGACGCUGAGCUACAGGACCUUCCCGCCCUCUCUACCUCCUCCAACCUCCUAUCUACCAGAGAGAAAAGACAACAGUAUGAAGUCCAACCAUGAACGCAGCAACGAGUGUCUGCCCCCCAAGAAGAGAGAUUUCCCAGCCAGCACUGCGGAUGAGAGGCCCCUGGUGAUGGCGCCCGCCAGCGAGACCCAGCGAGGAGAGAACCUGGCAUGGCUGGCCAGCGUAGCCGGCGGGCACAACAGAGACAGUAGCGGAGGUAACAGGGAUGGUGGUAGAGCUGGGCAGCGUACCAGCACUCCCAGUGAGUCUGACGUGACCCAGUACAAACCGCUAUACUCCACCGGCACCACACACUUAGACUUCCUGGUCCCUUCCUCCAUCUGUUCCAUCUCCUCCUCCUCUUCAUCACAUCAGUCCAGUGUGGUGACCACAUCCCUCCCUGCCAUGUACACCUCUCCUCUGUCCCAAUCAGGGGGGGGCAUCCACUAUACCCAGCUGCCCCCCAACCUCCAGUUCAUCAGUUCCCCUUACACAGGCCCCUAUGCUGGCUACAUCUCCUCCCAGCUCCCCCCUCCACCCACCUCCACAUCCCAAUGCUCCUACCCCAACACCGCCACCAAGCUGGACCAGCACCACUCUGUGGGUCCAGGUCGCCCCCCACCCCAGUCCCAGUCCCUACCCCCGGGCCUGGCUGUGUCGGACACUGGCCCCCAGUACAUCCAGCUCUCUGGUUCCUCUCAGAGUGUGGACCCCCGGACUGCCCCCUCGCCCCACGGUGGGACCCACCACAUGCACCCCGACCCCCACCACACCCUGGCCUUCAGCGGUAGCUCCCAGGUGCUGGUCCAGUAUGCGUGCCCCGGCUCCGAGGGGCCCCUGACUAAGAGAGAGGAGGGCCAGCCCAGGGAGCUGCACAAUGGAGAGCUGGAGAAGAGGAGCCGCUUUGAGAGAAAGGAAAGCAAAGGAACCCCAUCCUCAUCCUCCUCCUCUUCCUCCUCUUCCUCCCAUCACCAGCUCCACCAGCAGCAGAGCUCCCAGCAUCACUAUGAGACCUAUACCUCCCAUGAUGCCUCAGGGCUACGGACCUCUCUCAUGCCCAACAGCCACGGAGGACAAGACCACCAGAGCCCCAACAAACUACCCCCCUCCUCUGCCUCGCACCCAGAGAAAAGCAGCCUUCUCCUGGGUAAACCUGUGUACCGCACCUCCUCCUCCACCUCCUCCACGUUCACCUUCCCCCCUCAGCUCAAUGUGGAGAGUCUUAAGGCAGCCGUCAGCUCCCCCCACACCCACACGGUCAUCCAGACCACACACAACGCCAGCGAUGCAUCACCCCCCUCCCUGGGCCAACUCUCCACCAACUUCUACCAGGCUGGCCACGGUGGGCAGCCCAUCAUCAGCUAUCUGUCUGGGGGUGCAGGGGGGCAGCAGUACCACACCAGUCUUCCCCAGCACCUUCUCAUCCCAGGGGCCCCAGGGUCUCAACCUAUCAUCAUCCCCGUCAGUGGGGCCGGGGUCACCAGCCUGGAGGCUACCCAUGCUGCCCACAUAGCCACCACAACCCAACCACAGCCCCACGCCUACGCCACCACCACCACUAACCCCAACCCCAAAGAGGAGCAUCUAUUCGAGGUCCCGGCCCCCUACCCUCCUCUGUCCCACCCUGCCGGGGCCGGGGGGAGCGUGGUCCAGGCCCAGCUACACCUCCCGGUGGUCCCACCCCUCCCGGCCCCCUCCUCUGCCCCCUCAGGCCCCUCGCUGCCACCCUACUUUAUCAAGGGCUCCAUCAUCCAGCUGGCGGACGGGGAGCUGAAGCGCGUGGAGGACCUGAAGACGGACGACUUCAUCCAGAGCGCUGAGAUAAGCAGCGAGCUGAAGAUAGACUCGUCCACUGUAGAACGCAUCGACGGCAGCCACACACCCAACUUGGCAAUCGUACAGUUCUCUGUGGGUGAGCACCGCGCUCAGGUGAGUGUGGAGGUGCUGGUCGAGUAUCCCUUCUUCGUAUUCGGCCAGGGCUGGUCAUCGUGCUGCCCGGACCGGACCACUCAGCUGUUAGAACUACCCUGCACCAAGCUGUCAGUGGGGGACGUCUGCAUCUCCCUCACCCUGAAGAACCUGAGGAACGGCUCCCUGAAGAAGACCCAGCAGACCCAGAACCAGGCCAUGGAGAUCACUACUAGCUGCAACAUGGGCUCCAUCCACGGGCCCCUCAAACCCUCCAGGUGUUCCCGGGGUGGAAGGGGGUCAGGCAGGCACGGGGAGCAGGAGAACGGGGUGGGCCAUAGAGGCUCCAGUGGAAGUGGGGGAGUGGUGGUUGGAGGUGUUCAGAUCGCCUCAGAGAAUGGAGAACUGAGGUUCGGCGUCGGGGGGGAGGCCAACUUGAAAAGAGGCCAGCCUGGAGAUUCAGAAUCCAGCAGGGGUGCAGCCAAGCCGGCGAGCCGCAAGAGGAGGUGGUCGGCCCCUGAGGGCCGUAAGGUGGAGAGGAGCGAGGAGGAGCCCCCGUUGACUCUGCCCAAACCUUCCUUUAUCACUCAGGAGGUAAAGAUCAGCAUCGAAGGCAGGUCAAAUAUAGGCAAGUAGUGAAGGCAGGAGGUUAAAACAAGACUGUUAAUUCAAAUGGGGAUUGGAUGGAGACAUGGAAAAAGAAAGAAUGCCCUCUUAAAUUUUUCAUUUUAACUACUUUGUUUUAGAUUUUUUUAUUGUUUUUAUUUGCUAUCCGGAUGACUGUAGGCGAAAUUUGACCCAUGUUAUCACCUUACAUUAAGUCCAUGUUAGUAUUAACAUUGUAAUAGAUGCGUUCGGCAUUACGUCAACGAGCAAUCGGUGCAUUUGCUUUGGGAUUUUCCAACAAAUCUCUGGGCAAGGGAUUUUGUGAAGUAUAGUACAUUUUUAAUUGGUGAGUUUGUGGCACACGAGCGCUGCUUGAUACCUCUCUGGUCAUUUGAUGGCUGCAGGUGGACAACUUAAUUAAAUGAUUGAAAUAUGUAGUUAGCUUUCCCAUAGGACCUAGGACAUGACUAAGCUGCCAUAAUGUAGACCGGUGAGUGAUGCCACUUCCUUUGUGAUGUCACUUCCUGGUAGAGGGCACUACUGACGAGAGUGUUCAGGAUGUCUGGACGGAAUCACUCUCCACGCCACCCAUUGCCAUGGUGGCAGACUGAGUUGAUAUGAUGUCAUCUAUCCUGAGCGACUCAAGUCGUCUUUAGAUAAAACACAGUAAAAAAAGGACUUGAACACAUUGAAACCCUCAUUAAUAAAAGAGGAUUUAUAAUAACCUUUAUUUGUCUCUGACAGAAGGUUAGAACUACACAUCUAGUCCUAAACAAGGGGUCACCAGAUGCCUCGACACUCAUCUAACUAGACCACUUAGGUGAUGUCACCCAGCAGGGCCAGACCAGCCAGGCGAGGUCAUCAGGCCGCGCCAGUGGGCCACCAGAAAGAGGGAACUCUUCCUUCCUUUGUUAUGUUUGGGUGACAGUGGAGUCAUUAUGUUAUUAUUCCGGAAACGUUUUAUUUAGUUUUGCUUGUCAAUGUUUCCCUUCUCACCUUUGAACCUCUCCUAUCUUGCCCAGUGAGUUGAUAAUGAUAUAUUUGCUGAUUGUCUAAAACUUUGAGAUCGGGGGUCACAUACGGUAUGUAUGUAUAGUUUGACCGAGGGUGGUUAAGUAAAAUGUUUAUGUUAUUCCUUUAUACUCUACAUACAUUUACAAUCACACUGAGUCGACUACAUGAACUAUGGGAUUAUUCAGAGGAAGAUGAUUAUUACUUGGUGCAACCUUUUCCUUUUUAUUCUUGUGGCGAGAGAGAGAGGUUACGUCCCAAAAUGGCACCCUAUUUCACUAUAUAGUGCACUGCUUUUUACCAAGGCCCUAUCCUCAUGGGCCCUGGUCAAAAGUAGUGCACUAUAUAGGGAGUAGGGUCCAUUUGGGACGCUGUCAGAGAGUCUGUGUUGAGUCUUAAGAGAGGAGAGGGACAGCAUGUUGUCUUGAAGCGCUUGCAUUUGCACACCUGUCACACUCACCAACUGAUGAUAAUACAACUAUUAUUAUUAUUAUUAUUAUUAUUAUUAUUAUUAUUGCUCUCGCUUCAUUAACACAGUACUGUAGGUUUUUGUUAUUUUGACAUGAGGAAGAAGUAGAACUCUGUGACAGCAGCACUUUAGAACAUUGAAGGGGUCAUGAUGAUGUCAUAGUGUCAUGAUGGUCAUGGGGUCACGAAGUCACUUGACUUUUGAAAGGGAUGAAUGUGACAGGUGAUGGAGAGAGUGCCAGUUAGGAGAGGGAAAGAAAGAGAGAAAGAAAACAGGAAUAUAGAGGAAGAUAUAAUAGCAGAAGAGUGCUUUUUGUUGAGGCACUUUUCUCCAAUCAGAACAUGCUCUUCAAAAUAUGGGUGUGGUCAAAAAAAUGACACAUAACUGCCUUUUCAAGGAUAUCAAAAUGUCAAUAAAGUCCAAAAGGAGAUUGGGCAAAGAAUGGGAAUAGGCAGGAACUGGGGAAGAGCAACGUGAGAAUGUCCAGGUAUGUUGUGGACAAGACUGAGAGAGCGCUACAGACACUCUGGACGCAUGUCUGUAUGCAAGUGUGCAUGAAUGCAGGUAUGUGUAAGUACACACACACCAGAGGAGGCUGGUUGGAGGAGCUAUAGGAGGACGGGCUCAUUGUAAUGGCUGUUUCCAGA